GGACGAAAGCAGUGCGGUAAAGGGUUUUACACACGCCACACAGAAUAUUUUCACCUCGAGUAAACUUAUUGAACUUUCACUGUAUUCUCCGAAUGUGGCAAGGUGUGUCGGUCUACACUUAAUUUUGGUAUAUAAGAUCACACAUUUUCAGCGCAGAAGACACAACCAAUCCAAGCAAACAGACAGAACAACAUGAAAUUCCUAGUGAUCUUCGUUGCCGCAUUCGCCUGCGCACACGCCGUGAACUUGCCAUACAUCAUCUCCAAUUCGAACGAUUCCAGUGAGGAGGAAUAUCGCGUCCUUGUGCCGGCCAAAGGACAAACUACGCUGAACUUAGCCGGUGUCGGUGUCGUCAAUCCACCCGUCGUAGAAGCGGUGAAAGUGAAAGUGCCACGUUUACUCAGUCCAGAUGUCAAGCAACAAAUUAUCAAACAAACUUUAAGAGCACGCGGUUAUGGAUCAAUUUUGACAGACGCCAGCGCUACUGUAGCUCAGAAAGCUUAACAACGUCCAGUGGCUGUGACACACGCGAACGCUGAGGUCGACUGGGCCGUCUAAAAGUGUCGCUAGCACUUUUUGCCUUCGUGAUAAAAAAUGUGAAGUUGUUGUCAGCUAUUAUGGACGACCUAAGUAAGUCGUCGUGCCUGCAGUAGUACCAGUUCUGUCUCUAAAUCAAAUUAAUUAUUAAAACAAGUCUUUUAAACUUUUUUUCGAAGAAUUAUCAUAGCUUCUACUUUUUUAUAUAAAUAUUAUGACAUAUUCAAAUUUAAGAAUUUU
Molecule: messenger RNA, 777 nt
Organism: Bactrocera oleae (olive fruit fly)
Lineage: Eukaryota; Metazoa; Arthropoda; Insecta; Diptera; Tephritidae
Source: RefSeq, a predicted model, not a curated record